Molecule: messenger RNA, 4685 nt
Organism: Bemisia tabaci
Lineage: Eukaryota; Metazoa; Arthropoda; Insecta; Hemiptera; Aleyrodidae
Cellular component (GO): cytosol; mitochondrion
Molecular function (GO): heat shock protein binding
Source: RefSeq, a predicted model, not a curated record
UCUGCUGGAACACUUUCAGCUCUCUAGUGCUUGUUUUCAGUUAGUUUUCAGUACCUUUUCCUUUGUUUACUGUCAUUUCUUUAUCUUCUAGCCCAAAUUGUGGGAAAAAUGAGCGAAUCCUUUGUUCCAAAAAGGAAACAAACUCUACUCGAGAAAUAUGACGUACCAUUGGAGAAAUUAUCAUUUGAAUUCAUUAAAGACUGUUCGGAUUCCAAGAUGCUGGAAAAAAUUGUCAAAAUCCUACGAUCGCAGGAGGAGGGUUACUAUCCUCAGUUACAGGAAGCAGCUGAAACUCGUCUUAGAAAAGUAGAUCCCAGCCACAAACUUCUCCGAGUCUUGGAACCUGUAACAAAAAGCAUAUACCCAUCAGCAAGCACAGUUCAAGCUCUGCAAGAUCUGCAGGAAUGGUCUUCUAAAAUCUCAGCUGUUGAUAAAGAAUUAUCUCAUUUGAAAUACUCGACAAUGCCAAGUUACCCUGAAGUGAGAAACGCUUCCUGUAGCAGCAAUAUCAAUACCUCUGAAACAGCGAAAACCAAGCGAACUACCAAAACAACCGAUUACUCUUCCUGGGACAAGUACGAUCCAGAUGCUGAGCUUCUGAAGUUAGAAGUUGAAGAAGAGAAAAAGAAAGCUGAGCGGAAACGAGAGAGGGAGAAGAAGCAAAAAGAAGAAAAUGAAAGGCGGGCAGAAGAGUUAUCAAAGAUGUCCAACGAAAGCAUGCUACUGGCAGCAGCAGAGAGAGAAAGAAUUUCGGAAGAAAAACGUAUCAAAGGCAACGAAUACUUUAAAGCGAAAGACUAUCCUCUGGCAGUUAAGUAUUAUUCCGAAAGUAUAGCCAUUCAAGACACUGCAGCGGCAUAUUGUAACCGGGCCCUGGCUUAUAUGAAACUAAAUGAAAACUACCUUGCAAUCAAUGACUGCUCUGCAUGUUUGUACUAUGAACCCAACAAUGUCAAGGCACUCUUUCGGCGAGCCCAGGCUUUACAAUCUGAAAAACAGUAUCAUGCGGCAAUCAAAGAUGUCACAUAUCUAUUGGAAAUCGAGCCUAGUAAUUCUGCUGCGAUAACUUUAAGAAAUUCAUUGUUAAAUCAAAUUGGAGCUAAUCAAUUAGUUGGAAGGAGAAGUAUUUUUAAGAGGAGGAUCAUGGUGGAAGAUGAUGAAAGUUUCUCAGAUGGUUGCGUAAAAAUCAUUGAAGUUUCGGACGAUGAACUUCGUAAAUUCAGCAGAUAUGAAUAUGUAGAACUGAAUGAGAAAAACCAGCUAAAAGAAAUGUGCAUGUGUAGCUUAGAUGUCAACUAUCACAGGCGUUCAGAAGAAAUCUUCCGCACUGGAAAUUCACUUAUAAGUUCUCCAUUCUAUCGCAUCACACGCGUCAAACAUUGCUAUCCAGUCAAAGUUGACACGAAUAGACCCAGUACUUCCGCAAUUAUUAAUUCAAACUACCUACAUUUUGGAAUAAACACAAAUUAUCGAACACCUGUGAGAAAUAUAUUUGUCGUUCCAGAUUCGGAGAAGAACCUAGCCCUCAACAGCAGCAAUCUCAACCAGCGCAGUUCAAGUGCAACGUCCUCUACGAAUCUGAACAAGAUGUUCGAUUUUAGACCCAAACAGAAUAUCAAUGAGGCAAUAACAUCUAAAGCGCCCCUCGGAGAGAGGCACAAAGGCGUUUUGAAAAACGAUCUUCAAAAGAUCAUGGAGGUUAGUCGCGGUAUCGCUGAAAAAAGAGUUGAUAACUUGUCAACGCGGCUAGAAAUAUUAGAAAUUGACUCUUCAGUGACAAACGGUGGAAAAGCUAGCUCGAAUGGUUUCAUAAUCAAUGAGAAAUCGGAAUCGCCGAAUGUUGUAAAUAGUGUAAAAAAAAGUAAUGCUCCUUGUGGCAGCGUAAGUUCACUUGGGGCAGGAGAACCUGGUCCUGAAAAAGCAUCAGAGCCUCCGAGUAUUGUUAAAGACAUAUCCAAUGGCAGUAAAGACACAGCAGAUAAAAGUAAGGUUAAAGUCAAUGGAUGGAUAAUGGACAGCACGGAGAAAGAGAAGGACUCCAAUUUAGUCAAUAACAACGGUCCAAUUUCUACUCAGUGUCAUGUGGAAGGUGAGAGUGGCUCGUGUGGUAAAGAAAGACCAAAAAUGAACGGAUUCAAGCACUCAAAUGAAGAUUUAGUGAAAGAUACGGAAGUGUGCAAAGGAAGUGAGCAGAGUAGCGGAGUAAAGUCCAACACAAGUAUGGUGAACGGUCAUUGCUCUAUCAACGGUUUGACGCCUUUCCAAUUUAGGAGUCGGUGGCAGAAUGUGGAGAAGUCGGAGGACUUGUCAGAAUAUGAGAUGCUUUUACGACAGGUUAAACCUUCUGCUUUAUCUUCAGUCAUCACCAAUCAACUAGAUGAUCGUAUGCUCUCAACAAUGCUCUCAGUUCUGCGAUCCCGUUUCAACUUAAAGGAAGAAUCCAGUUUAGUCAUAGAUUAUUUAAUAGCCAUAGCAGAAUUAGAAAGGUUUGGCAUCGCUUUAUGCCUGCUGUCACCGCCUGACGUAAAAGUGGCUCGCGGAUUAUUCAGUGAUCUUGAAUCGGUAAUACAAGUUGAUCUGAAACGAUUAUCCCAAUUCAUCCAACUGAAGCAGGCGUAUCUGUGCUGAAGAAACUGUCAGUCAGGUCUUCCUGAAAAUUUCUAUUGUGGUAGUUGUUCCCGUUGAAGAACCUAGGUUCUAAAAUUAAGUUAAGUCGACGACCUAUGAAGGUAAAAAUAUGUACUGUGUUUACAAUUCGUUUAGCUUUUGACUAACUGAAGCUGAUCUGAAAGUUUUGUAUUUUCGCAGAGAAAUCAUCUGUGUAUCACAACUUUAUCACUGAUCUUUUGGAAUUAUUGCGCUGCGAACCAAGUGCUCCUCUUCCCCCUCCCCCCUCCCUCGAGUUGUUUUUAUGCAACUGGAGUUCACAAAUUUUUAUACUUUACUCAGAAUGAAAUAUCAUGAGAUCCAAAAUAACCACAAAUAACUAGCUGAUUGAAAAUGUGUAAAAUUUAGCGAUGAUAGUGGUCGAAAAACUUUCUGUAAAGAACUGAUGCCAGCUUUUAAAAUUUGAUUUUGAAAUGUUGAAAAUACUUUGAACUUUGAAAUCCCAAACCGAGCCAGUAGAAUUAAACAGGGUUGUCACAGUCAUGGAACACUGGGAAAUGUCAGAGACUUUCAAAAAGUCAGUGAAAACCUAAAAAUGUCAUAGAAAACGACAAAAGUGUCCGGGGAAAAUUAUUAAGUCACCUUUAUAUGCUUUCUUUAGCGAAUUUGGCGUUUUGAACACCAAAUUUUGCGUAAAAGCUUUUUCAACUUAUGUCUUUUUAAUCAUUUGGGAUCCUUGAUUGUCAGGCAAUUUUACCUAAAUGUGUGAGGGAAAUGUCAGAGAAUUUCAUUUUCCAAAUUCUGUGGCAAUCCUGUGUUGGAAACACACAAUUUUAGUAAAAUUGUACAAUGGGUUUGUUGCAGACAAGAGAUAAAGCCUAAUAAAUUUACUCUUUAUGGGUGAAAUCUCACAAAAAUCACGUUGGGCAUGUCAAAGAAAUCUGAAAUCUAUCCUUAGGUUGCAAUCUGCGUAAUUUGUAACAUGCUGUUUAAGUGUCCUGCAUCUGCAGGCAGUUUUUUUAGUUGCCGCUGACCAGGUUUGCAUAGGCAGAUGAAUAAGAAAAAUUAACUUGAAUGAACAAACGAUUUCACUCAUUUUAUCUAUGGUAUUAUUUCAUUCACUUUGAAGCAUUUGUUUCCUUUUUUCUUCAUUUUGCAAAAACUAGAGCUUUGAAUCAAUUGAAAUAUUACGCAAGGAGAGCUUCUAACACUUUGCAAGAUUGUUUGUUUAUUCAAGUUAGGCCUCUCUCCGGGCAAACCUGUCUGCUGGCCAUCACGAAAAACUGCCCGCAUGCGCAGUAUAUUUAAAAAAGCAUAUCACAAACUACGCAGAUUGCGCGUCAAUGAGUGGAUUUCAGAAUUUUUUCAUGUGCCGAACGUGAUUUUUAAGUGAAUUAACCCUAAAAAAGUGUAUAUAGUUGGCUGUAUCUCUUGCGUGCAACAGACCCAUGUCAAUGACUAUGCAUUAGGCCCAUCAGGAAACAAAGGAAAAAGUUUGGUGUCCGCUGUAAGAUGUUUAGUGAACACACUUGUCCUUAUGACUAGAAUUUACCUACAUGAAUAUUUUUUUUUAAAGUACCUCAAAGUUUCUUGGAAAGCUGUGUCAGUAUUUUAUCUCAGUCAAUACGAAUAUCAUCACUAACUGUCAUAACCCUGGUCUGCCAUCAUUUUAAAGUUACAUAGGUAGAAAUUUUAAGAUGUUCCGUGAAACAUCCUCAACUUAAGCUCUCCUUGAGAGCUCUGCGCACUUUUAAAAUCUGAAAUGUUUUUAGUCUGCUCAAGCAGAAUCCAUUGAGCGUCUUAAUGUUUCGACCUAAUAAUCUAGUUUUGAAUAAGACUGAUCAAUUUAACUGUACUAAAGUGACCAACGAAUUGAACCUGUAAUUGGACGUAUUUCUAUCAAUCAAAACUAUGUGCAUUAUGACGUUAGCCCUGAUAGGCUCAUAUCCUUAUGGGUCUCAGGGCUCAUGUCUUAAUGCACAUAGUUCCAUUUGAUAGAAAUACAUCCAAUCAGUUCUUCCCUCAUUUUAACAUCGCAUCAAUAUUGUUCCUUUUUCUCUGUUACUUAAGAAGUCACA